GCGUAUCACAGCCGGCACGCAGUUCGGUGUUUAGGCAUCUACAACCAGACAUGACGCCGUGCUACCUUGUCUUCGGAUUCCUUAUACACGUGGCCCUUAUAUGUACAACGGCGGGUAGAAUCGUCAGAAAAGGCAACCAACUGUGGUACGAUCAAGAUUGCAAGAUGCCCAAAUGCAUCCGUGGACAGAAACUGGUGUGUCCAACGAAGGACACGUGCUCUUGCUACUGUCAGGAUGUCCCUUGCGUAGUACCACGGUGCUGUUCUGGACAGAAAAGCACAUGCUUAACGAAAGCUGGAUGGUGCGAGUGCAAAUGCAUUCCUAAUAACAAGCAUUGCUCAGAUCCUUGGGGCUCAUAUUGCCCAGUAUAUAACGGCUUCCAGUUGGCUGUGUGUGUUGGGAACCGACCCUGCAAAUGCAACUGCGCUGGCUAUUACAACCAGCAUGAGAAGCGGGACUACAAAUUCUUGUGAUGGCUUCCACAUUCCUAACUUCUUUCUUCCUUGACGACCAUCCGUUUUAGCAGGUUUCGGUAUUUCUAGAGCAAUAAAUUACAUUAAAUGAA
Messenger RNA from Dermacentor andersoni, 565 nucleotides. RefSeq lists its product as uncharacterized. The record is from RefSeq and is a predicted model, not a curated record. Lineage: Eukaryota; Metazoa; Arthropoda; Arachnida; Ixodida; Ixodidae.